This is a messenger RNA of Dendrobium catenatum, 324 nucleotides long. RefSeq names its product 50S ribosomal protein L10, chloroplastic-like. Bases 1 to 324 code for a protein of 107 amino acids. Gene Ontology annotation, molecular function: structural constituent of ribosome. NCBI's taxonomy places the organism in Eukaryota, Viridiplantae, Streptophyta, Magnoliopsida, Asparagales, Orchidaceae. The transcript has a single exon. Gene Ontology annotation, cellular component: large ribosomal subunit. Gene Ontology annotation, biological process: translation. The record is from RefSeq and is a predicted model, not a curated record.
AUGUGCCGCAUGCGGCGGGAGUCGGUGGAGCGUGAGCUCGAGGGCUGCCAAAUGGUCGCCGAACUCUGGUGUCACAGCCUUACGGUCCGCCAGAUCGAGUGCCUUCGUGGAGCGCUGCCGAAAUCGGCAAAGCUCGUCGUAGCCAAAAAUACCAUGCUUGGAAAAUCGACCGAGGACACGUCCUGGGAAUCAAUCUGUUCCUGCGCACGCGACAUGAACGCAUGGCUUUUCGUCCGCUCCGACAAUGAAGUCGCCUCCGCCCUCAUGGCCUGCCGCGACUUCCAGCGCCAAUGGAAGCUCGAUCUCAACGAUUUCACCGGCUGA